Lactuca sativa (garden lettuce) is the source of this 7309-nucleotide messenger RNA. The record is from RefSeq and is a predicted model, not a curated record. NCBI's taxonomy places the organism in Eukaryota, Viridiplantae, Streptophyta, Magnoliopsida, Asterales, Asteraceae.
UUUUUUUCAAACACUUUUUAUUUAUUUAUUAUAAGAUAACAAACACUUUAAAAACAUGUCACUCCCGUUCCCAAACCCCAAACAUGCCCUAACUCCCGUUCUCACAAGACCCAAACCCUGACGAUCUCUCUACUCGUAACUCCUCCGCUCCCCUGAGACCAAAACACCACCUUCCUUUCUUCGCCUGUGAUCUAAGAAACCCUUUGAAUUCGACAGGAUUUGUUUGUGGCCGCGCGUUCUUCAGUCAUUCUGCUCUCAACAAACCCAAACACCCCUGACCCAUAGCGAUCUAUGUAACUCCACUGCCGGAGACCUAAACACCCCCAACCUGCGCAGGUUAAAAAAAGAAUUUGAACAAAAAGGCAACAACAUCAGGCUGAGUGCAUGGUUUGGUUAACCUAAUGGAAGUAGUGAACAAUGCUGAAAAAGCCAUAGCACAUAUAAAGUUAUAAACAUCAAUGGAAGGAAAUCAGUAGACAGGUACUCCCCGAGCUUUUGAGAAAAUGAAGCUGUUUUGAGUCAUGUCUUUUAUCUUUUGUUAUAACUAAUUUUGGUGUCAAUAUACAAUGAUUGAACAUAUGUAAAAACUUAUACUUAUUAAUGCAAUGGUUGUUUGUACUUUGAUUACUAUAAUGCAUGUGUUGUGAUACUACAAUUGAAGUUGUCCACCUCGGACGUUUCCGCCGUCUGGUUUGUGGGUUUGACACAUAUAAAAUUGUAAAUAAACAAAUAUUGUACCUCUUAAAGCCGUAUGGUUCUUUUUUGGGUUCCUGGGAAGAGCAUCGAUUAGGGUUAUUUUACAGAGGGGGUUUAUAGAGACAUAAGAAAUGAAAAUCUAUGCUUCUGGAUAGAGAGGGAGGGAGAGAUCGAUGGAGGCGAAUACCUCUGAAAAUCAAGGGUUUUAAACAGAAGACAUAUUUGUCUAACAGGGACAGUGGCGGUGAUGGUCAUGAACACAACAUUGGGCGGCGAUGAGGACUCAUGGUUGCGCACGAUGGUGAGAAACUGAUAGGAAUGGUGAGGUUUGAGAAAGAGUGAAAAUUAAGCUACAAUCUUUGGAUGGACCUGUGAUAUUGUCUUGAGCACACAAGAACAUGUUUUAGCAGUGAGCACAACAUAAGGCACUGUUUCGUGGAUUUGACCUUAGGAAUAGUGUAUUAACAUUUGAUAAAUGUUAAUGUUUACAAUUAAUGUUUUUUCAUGCUUAUUUAAACAAAAAGUAUCAUGGAAAAUUGCCAAGACACUAAGAAGUGAUACUUUUGAAUGAUCGGACAUGAGAUUGUAGUAUUUUACUAAUGCAGCUAGGCCCCGUCAAGACCCGGGCCCGUCCAGUUAGGAUCCAAUUGAAAGGGAAUCACGUGGGAAUUCAACAAGUAUUUUAUCUUAUCUUCGUUUAAAAUUAGUUAGUUGUUAUCAGUUUAGCUCUUAAUAAUCCUGAAGGGUAGUUCCUUUUUUUCAGGGGUAGUUUUAGCCUAUUAAUUGUUGGGUUUUCUAUGUUAAUUGGAGUUUUUUAGUUUUUGGUGAUGAAAUAAAAGUGAUUCCUUUUCCCUGAAUCUUGUGCCUCGUGAAUUAUUCCAAUUACAGGGGUAAUCAAAGGGGAAGCCCUCAUUGUCCAGAGGGUCCUCAGCACUAACUCGUGUUACAACCCGGAUGAUAAUUGAUGGCUUCGAAACAACAUUUUCCGGACCCGUUGCACGGUCAAAGGGAAAGUGUGCACCAUUAUCAUUGAUGGGGGUAGCUGUGAGAACAUGGUGGCAGAAUCAAUGGUCGACAAACUGGGGUUGAAAAGAGAAGACCAUCCAGAACCCUACCAACACACGUGGUUAAAAAAGGGGAACGUGGUUAAGGUGCGAAACAAGUGUCUCAUCCAAUUCAGCAUUGGCACUCGAUACUCGGAUGAGGUGUGGUGUGAGGUCAUCCCCAUGGAUGCUUGUCACAUCCUCCUAGGGCGACCUUGGCAGUUUGAUCAGCGCGCAAAGCAUGACAAAUACUUGAAUACCUACACAUUCAAGAAAGAAGGCGUGAAUGUUCAGCUAGUACCCCUUGACGCGCGUGCUAUGGGAACAGAAGCCCUGGUUCAUACCAAGUCAGCUUUCUUGGAUUUCACAAGAAACACAAAGCCACCCUUCGUGUUCGCGAUGGUCAUAACAGAAGUCAACAACAACAGAACCACCGAACCGCCACCUGAAGUACGACCCCUCCUUAGUGAAUUUGCAGAUGUGUUGUCAGAAGAAAUACCCGCAGGCCUUCCACUAGUUCGCGAGAUCCAACAUUGUAUUGACUUCCUCCCCGGAGCAGUCAUCCCGAAUAAACCAGCCUACCGGAUGAACCCAACCGAGUACGGGGAGCUACAACGCCAAGUUACCGAGCUUCUAGACAAGGGGCUGAUUCGUGAGAGCAUGAGCCCGUGCGCCGUCCCCACUCUCCUUGUUCCAAAAGCUAACGGGACGUAUCGAAUGUGCAUUCAUAGCCGCGCAGUCAACAAAAUCACAAUUAAGUACCGUUUUCCCAUACCCCGUUUAGACGAUUUGCCGGACCAGCUACGGUUCCUCCGUUUUCUCGAAAAUUGAUCUACGAAGCACGUACCACCAGAUCAGAAUGAGACCAGGAGAUGAAUGGAAAACCGCCUUUAAAACGAGAGAUGGAUUAUACGAAUGGAUGGUAAUGCCGUUUGGGCUCUCAAAUGCGCCUAGUACAUUCAUGCGAUUGAUGAAUCACAUAUUCAAGCCCCUUAUUGGUCAAUGUGUCGUCAUGUAUUUCGAUGAUAUUCUUGUUUUUAGUCACACGGUUCAUCAGCACCUCGAGCAUCUUCGUUCAGUUUUCAUGAUAUUACGAGACCAGAAACUUUACGUAAACGGUACCAAGUGUUGUUUCUUGUCUUCUGAGGUAUUGUUUUUGGGUUAUCUAAUAUCGGGUAACGGUAUCCGCAUGGACGAAUCGAAAGUUGAGGCCAUCACCUCAUGGCCUGUACCGUCGACGAUUCACGAGGUGCGUAGUUUCUUGGGUUUGGCAUCGUUUUACUGCAGGUUUAUCCGUAACUUUAGUGUCGUGGCAGCCCCUAUUUCAGACUGCUUGAAGGGGAAAGUCUUCUACUGGUCACCGGCAGCAAUAGUCGCAUUUGAGGAAUUAAAACGCUGCUCACCAGCGCCCUAAUUUUGGCGCUACCAAACUUCAAAGACACAUUCCAAGUUGAGUGUGGUGCGUCGGGUUUUGGUAUUGGUGGUGUGCUUAGUCAAGGGGGUCGGCCCUAUUGCCUUCUUUAGCGAAAAACUAAAUGAAGCUAACUAUUGUCCGAAGUUUGGAGUUCUGGAGACAUUAUCUUUUGCAUACCGAAUUUAUUUUGUUUUCAGAUCACCAGGCAUUGCGUUUUAUUCAGGGCCAACAUAAGCUAAACCAUCGACAUGCUAAAUGGGUUGAGUUCAUACAAGAGUUUUCAUUUGUCAUUCGUCAUAAGUCUGGGGCAACAAACAUAGCGGCUGAUGCUCUUAGCCGCCGUCGCGGAUUACUUACGUCACUCCAAGUUCGUGUGGAUGUGUUUGAACAAUUUGCAACGCUAUAUUCGGACGAUCCGGAUUUCUCAGCUAUUUGGACCGCCUGUCGGGCUGGGCCGUCUCAGGGGUAUUCGCUACAUGACGGGUUUCUUUUUAAAGGUAUUCGGUUGUGUGUGCCCCAGUGUUCGUUGCGGGAUGCGAUUGUGUUGGAGGGACACCAAGGGGCGUUGGCGGGGCAUUUUGGGCGAUAUAAAACGUUAAAACUCGUAAAAGAACGUUUUUUUGGCCAAAGAUGAGUGUUGCUGUAGCACCCGGUUCCUGGUACGUAAAUGAUAUUUGAGUAUUUCCUUUCUUUUAGCCUUGGACUCGGCGAUUCAUAGGUCCGACUUGCCGAGUGGAUGCGGGACCCGGGACACGUUUAAGUUGGCGACUCGGCGAGUCCAUAUCCUGGACUCGGCGAGUCACAGCUGUUGGAUGAAACCCUAAGUUUCAGGGGUUUGCACCCUAUUUAAAGGACUUAUCUGCCCCAGGCCAGCCCCCAUUCUCUCCCCAGAGCUCCCCAACCCUCGUUUGUGCUUUUCUUUGAAGAUUGAAGUUUUGUUGUGUGAUUUUGAAGGCUUUGAAAGAGGAAGGAAGUAGAUCCAGAAGAAAGGAAGCCAUCCAGGCCAUUAUUGUGUUCUUCCAGCAGUUCCUUUGAGGUAUAACCCGUAACCACUGUAAAGGCAAAUAUACCAGCUCUUAUACUAGAAUCCAUGUUCAUUUUUUUGGACCUCCUGCAGGGAAAACAGCUGAGAUCAAAAGGUGUCCGGUUCUUGUUAAAAGUAACCCGUAUUAUGACGUUCUAUAUAAUAGGGUGAAAGAAGCGGAAAAGAAUGGUGUUGCUGCCAAAUCAUUGAAGAAUUCGUUGCUCUCACAAAACUCAGCUCCAAAAAGAAGGAUUGAAGAUGCAUUUAAGAUGCUCGAGAGAGAGGAGGUUGACAUGAAGAUACUUCGAGGCUUGUGUGCUAAUGGGAUUCCCUUUAAUGUGUUACGGAACCCACAAUUCAUUGAAAUGAUUCAAGCUAUUAAGAAAGCACCAGAAGGUUACAAGCCACCUUCAUAUGAAAAAGCUAGAACUUCGUUGCUUGAUCAAUGUGUGAGAGAUGUGGGCAAAGAACUUGAUCCGGUCAAAGACACGUGGUUAACGCAAGGAGUAUCCGUUAUCUCGGAUGGUUGGUCUAAUAUAAAAAAUGAACCGCUUAUAAAUGUUAUUGCACAAAAUUCACGUGGUGCAACUUUUAUGUAUGCGGAGGCCUUUUCGGGGAUUGAGAAGACGGGGGUGGAGAUUGCUAAGUUUCUUCGACAAGCUAUUGAGGAGAUUGGUCCAAGUAGUGUUAUUCAAGUUGUAACCGAUAACGCGGCGAAUUGCAAGGCGGCUGGACGAGAAGUAGAAAAGGUAUACAAACAUAUUUUCUGGUCCCCUUGUUGUGUACAUUCAUUAAAUUUGAUUUUUAAAGACAUGGCGAAGCAAUUUGACUGGCUGACCGAUACAUAUAAUAGAGGAAAGGGUAUUGUCACGUUUUUUUUAAACCACACACACGCCUUAGCUUUCUUUAGAGACAACUCGAAAUUGCAAUUGUUGAAGGUUGCACAAACACGAUUUGCAUCACAUUACAUAUUGUUGAAAAGACUAACCGAGUGUAGGGAAGCACUUGCUACUACUAUUGUCAUAAACUCGUGGCGGGAAUGGGUCAACAAGGCGGAUGAGCACACUCGGCUACUUGCUAAUAAAGUGGCGGAUACAAUUAAAGAUGAAGAUUUUUGGGAUGAUAUUGUUCACAUUUUGGCCGUCACAAAACCUAUCUUUUACAUGGUAAAGUUUUGUGAUGGUGAAGGUCCGAAAAUGGCAGAAAUAUAUGAACGGAUGGACAAUAUGAUGGGUCAAAUCAAAGAGGCUAUGACUAUGAGGGACAAUAAAUUCUCAAUGUAUUACAAUAAAGUUGAAGAAAUUGUGCUCGAAAGGUGGGACAAGAUGACUAUCCCCCUCCAUUGUUUAGGAUUUGCUUUAAAUCCUAAAUAUUAUGACAAGCAUUACCUUGCAAAGUUGGCACCAGGAGGCAUGAAAAGAAAUCCUCCCAACGAAGACAGAGAAGUAAUUGUUGGUGUUUUGAAAGCAUUUGAAAAAAUUUCGGAGAGUGAAGAAGAAGAGAAACAGUUGAGAGAGCAAUUUGCAACCUUUCACAUGAAGAAAGGAAUUUAUUCAUUGGCUGGGACACAAGCCGAUGCGGUGACUAUGGAUGCGAUUGACUGGUGGGCAACAUAUGGAGCGUAGACUCCGUAUUUGGCGGACGUGGCAAAACGAAUCCUCUCGCAACCGAUUAGUAGCUCUUCAGCUGAGAGGAAUUGGAGUACAUACUCUCAUAUACAGAGCAUCAAAAGGAAUCGUUUAAAUGGCCCAAGAGCGGAUAAACUUGUGUAUAUUCACUCUAAUAUUAGACUUUUGUCCCGAUUUUCAGAAUCUUACAAAGUCGGACCCAACAAAAAAUGGGACAUCAAUCCGGAAAGUGAUCACAUUGAAUGUUCAAGUGCUCGUCUAGAAGAAAUGGUGUGGGAGAACCUUGAUGAUGAAGGCGUGGAGAAUGAAAGAGGAAAAAGGCAGCGGAUAAACUAGUUUAUGCCUUUAUGAUAUUUUAAUAUUUUUGUUAUUAAGUAUUAUGAUGAAGUAAUUGUGGUAUUUCUUUUGUUCCUGUUUUGAUAAUUAGUACUUUUGUUAUUAAGUAUUUCAUGUUAUAACUUUGAAGUGUUAAAUUGUUAAGUAAUAGAAAUAUAGAAUACAUAAUUACAUAUAUUUUAUGAAAUGUCUUAGAACUAGGCACACUGUACUGGACUAUACAAUACACUGUACCGGAUCGUACCGAAAUGAGCCUACCCCUCCCCCCCCCCCCCCCCCCCCCAUUGUUUAGGAUUUGCUUUAAAUCCUAAAUAUUAUGACAAGCAUUACCUUGCAAAGUUGGCACCAGGAGGCAUGAAAAGAAAUCCUCCCAACGAAGACAGAGAAGUAAUUGUUGGUGUUUUGAAAGCAUUUGAAAAAAUUUCGGAGAGUGAAGAAGAAGAGAAACAGUUGAGAGAGCAAUUUGCAACCUUUCACAUGAAGAAAGGAAUUUAUUCAUUGGCUGGGACACAAGCCGAUGCGGUGACUAUGGAUGCGAUUGACUGGUGGGCAACAUAUGGAGCGUAGACUCCGUAUUUGGCGGACGUGGCAAAACGAAUCCUCUCGCAACCGAUUAGUAGCUCUUCAGCUGAGAGGAAUUGGAGUACAUACUCUCAUAUACAGAGCAUCAAAAGGAAUCGUUUAAAUGGCCCAAGAGCGGAUAAACUUGUGUAUAUUCACUCUAAUAUUAGACUUUUGUCCCGAUUUUCAGAAUCUUACAAAGUCGGACCCAACAAAAAAUGGGACAUCAAUCCGGAAAGUGAUCACAUUGAAUGUUCAAGUGCUCGUCUAGAAGAAAUGGUGUGGGAGAACCUUGAUGAUGAAGGCGUGGAGAAUGAAAGAGGAAAAAGGCAGCGGAUAAACUAGUUUAUGCCUUUAUGAUAUUUUAAUAUUUUUGUUAUUAAGUAUUAUGAUGAAGUAAUUGUGGUAUUUCUUUUGUUCCUGUUUUGAUAAUUAGUACUUUUGUUAUUAAGUAUUUCAUGUUAUAACUUUGAAGUGUUAAAUUGUUAAGUAAUAGAAAUAUAGAAUACAUAAUUACAUAUAUUUUAUGAAAUGUCUUAGAACUAGGCACACUGUACUGGACUAUACAAUACACUGUACCGGAUCGUACCGAAAUGAGCCUACCCCU